CACGUGCGGAGAUCUGUCACUUUCGAUUUGUUUGUAGUUUGAAAAUGCAACAAAACUUGUUUUAAAUUAUUUAUCCAACAUAAAAGUGAAUAAAACUUAAAUAAAAUAUAAUUAAAUUCCAAUUCAAAAUGGCCAAGAAAACAAAAACGUCUGUUGCUGACGCAGUUUAUGCGAAAAAGGCCGUGAAAAAAGAAAAUCCCUUUGCCACCGCAACCGCAGCCACAUCGAAAAAACUCAAUCCAUUUGAAGUGCACAUGAAUAAAGAGAAAUUCCAAAUUCUGGGAAGGACAUGUAAACAUGAUAAAGGUUUGCCCGGUGUAUCCAGGGCCAAGGCGAUAAAGAAACGCAAAGAAACCUUGGGGCAAGAGUUCCUGCGAAAGGAUAAAACAAAUAAAUUUAAAGAUCGUCGUAUUGGAAAGUUUUUGACUGGAGAUGAACUGACCGAACAAGUGAUGGCGGCCCGUUUUGUGGCCGACAAAAUGGAACGUAUGAAGCAGAACAAACAUUCACGGUUCAAUUUAAAUGACGAUGAGGUGUUGACACAUCGUGGUCAGACCCUGGAAGAAAUUGAGCAAUUUCGUGAUGAUCGUUCAGAUGAUGAAGCUGAGGAGGAUGAUAAAUUGGAUGCCGCCUUCACUGAAGCCGCCCAUUUCGGUGGUGAUGACAGUGCCGCCAAAGAUCGCAAAUCUGCAAUUGAAGAAAUGAUUGCUGAACAAAAGAAACGUAAAGUUGAAAUUGCCAAGGAAAAGGAUGAACUUUAUGAUCUCACUGAAAAGCUUGAUUCCAAUUAUAAGGAUCUCAUAAGUUUGGUGGGAAAAAUGUCUAAGAAUGAAAUGAAAAAGCAAGAACCUGAUGACUAUGAUCGUUUGACUCGUGAAUUGAUUUUUGAACCACGAGGUGUGGUCUCCGAUAAAUUGAUAUCCGAAGAAGAUAUGGCCAAAAAAGAAAAGGAACGUUUGGAGAGACUAGAAAAUGAGCGUCUACGAAGGAUGAAGGCCGAUGGGGAAGAUGAUGAAAGUAAUGCCAAGCCUAAACAUAGAUCUGCGGAUGAUUUGGAUGAUGGUUAUUUUGCCAAUGGGGUUGAGGAGGAAGAUGGGACAUUGACGUAUACCAUGGAAGGUGAAUUGGGAACAAAUUUGAAAACAAGAAGUGCUGACGAUGAAUCGGAAGAAGAUGAAGAGAAGGCUGUUCAUGAUGAGGAUGAAAGUGGUGAAGAGGAAGAUGACGACGACGAAGAUGAGGAAGGGGAAGAAGAGGAGGAUGAUGAAGAUGACGAUAAUUUAAGUGAUUUGAAAGUUACUGAUUCCGAGGGUGAAGAUUCCGAAAAUGAAACAGAAAAACCAGUCAAAGACAAAAAGCCAAAAAAUACGGAAGUGAACAAAAAACCAAAUGUGGAAAGAACAGAUUUGCCAUUCACCAUAGAAAUGCCCAAAAACUAUGGUGAAUUUGUAAAACUAUUAAAUGAAUACAAAAUGCAAGACCAGUCAAUUAUCGUAGAACGUUUAAUCAAAUGCAAUCAUCCCAAAUUAGAGGGUGUGAAUCGUGAAAAUGUUGUAAAAAUAUUCGCCUUUUUGUUGCAGUUGGUAAAUGAUAAAUUUUCUGAUGCUGGUCCCGAUGAUAUACGUGAAAAUUUCCAAUUCCUUUCUCUAAUUAUGCCUCAACUCUUUGAUUUGAUACAUUUAAAUGCAGAACGUAUGUCGAACAUUUUACUAGAUGUCAUCAAAGAAAAAUAUGCAGAGUUUAAGAAAAAUUCCAAACAAUAUCCGUCCCUGGAAGUGUUGGUCUACUUUAAAAUUGUUUCUAACUUAUGUUCAACAUCUGAUUUUCGACAUCCAAUUGCAACACCUUGUUACAUAUUUAUGCAACAUAUUUUGUCUAAAGCCCGCGUAAAGAGUAGACAAGACAUUGCAAUGGGUUUGUUUUUGGUGAAUCUCUGUUUGGAAUAUGGGCAUAUGUCAAAACGUUUUGUACCCGCUGCCUUCAAUUUCCUAACAGGUUUGAUAUUUUUGUGCAUACCCAAAAGACCAGUGGAGAUUAUCAAAAUUGUACCACCCUUCCAAAAUCAGGGUCCAUUAAAUAAAUUACUGGCAAUUCCCACUGAUGCCAAGGAAUAUAAGGAUAUUGGAGAAGAACCACUCAAGGCUGAAGAUUUAGUUAUGCAAUUAAUUAGCAAUGAUUUUAAGGUGAGAUCUAUAAAUCAAUCCCUCCAACUUAUACAAGAUGCAACGACAUUAGUUUCCGAACAUGUGGGCAGUAAUUUUUUGGUUUCGCCAAUUUACGAAAUGUUGGAGAAAUUAGAUGUUACACCAUAUCCGACGUAUGUUAAAGAAAAUUAUGAAAAGACAAAAACAUUAUUGACAACUGUGGUCAAUAAACCGCUAACAAAAUUGGUGCCACCGGAGAAGAAACCAAAAGCUUUGCGACUGCUUGAGCCACGCAUCGAAACGGUAUACGAUGAUAAACGUCGUCCCAAACUUUCCAAGGAAAAGGAGGAGAAAGUUAAAAUGGUUCACAAAAUCAAGAGGGAAACUAAAGGUGCUAUACGCGAAAUCCGUCGUGAUACAGAAUUCUUGCAGAAGAUACGCAUACAACAACAAUUGCAAAGCGACAAGGAACGUCGUGAAAAGGUCAAACGUAUCUACGCCGAGGCUUCACUGCAGCAAGGCGAACUCAAUGCCUUGGACAGAGAAAAGAAGAAGAAAAAGAAGUUUUGAAUUUGUUAUAUAUAUACACGCUAUAUAUUUUUAUAAUAACUUAGUUUUUAUUUUGUAAAGAAAUUCUAAAAAUAAAUUAUAUAACUAGAUUAUAGUACAAAUAUA
Messenger RNA from Musca domestica (house fly), 2819 nucleotides. RefSeq names its product nucleolar protein 14 homolog. Gene Ontology annotation, cellular component: nucleolus; small-subunit processome; Noc4p-Nop14p complex. The record is from RefSeq and is a predicted model, not a curated record. The transcript is spliced from 4 exons. Bases 129 to 2714 code for a protein of 861 amino acids. Gene Ontology annotation, biological process: maturation of SSU-rRNA. Lineage: Eukaryota; Metazoa; Arthropoda; Insecta; Diptera; Muscidae.